AUGUAUCCGGACGGGUUGACCGAGAGCGAGAAGCUCAAAGUGAAAGAGUUGUGCACAAUGGUCAAUAUAUCCGAUGAAGACGCUCUGAAGCUGUUGAAAGAAAACGACUGGGACAUUCAAAUUUCGUCUCGCCGAGUCUCAAAACAAGAGGACAAAACGCUAGUCCCAGGCACAUCGAAAGAAGACGUCGAUUUGGAGCGUCUGUCGAGCCGUCUCCGCGUUCAUGGUCUCGCAUUCUAUCUGCCGGAUUUCGGCGGAUUUCCCAACGAGUUUCGCACGUUUCUAGAGAAGGAUCUAAUCGAGACGCAGACACAGAAACGGUUGGAAGCCUCGAGACAUCUCAACUGGUGGCACCAAUUCGGCCAAAAACUGUACCCAUUAUCGACGACGGGGGAUGGAAAUUGUCUGUUGCAUGCCGCUUCAUUGGGAAUGUGGGGCGUUCAUGAUCGUCAAUUGUCACUUCGAGAGACACUCUACGAGCUGCUAACGAACGGAGCCAGACGAGAAGCAAUUCGGAGGCGUUGGAAAUGGGUGGAGCACCAUUUGAAUCAGAGCAACGACCUGGCUCUAACGCUGUCUGAAAACGAAUGGCAGCUGGAGUGGAACGUCGUGCUGGGUCUCUCCUCGCCGUUGCCCCGGAAACAAGACGAUAACGGAUCGAAUUCGACGGACCAAAUCUACGAAAGUCUCGAGGCGAUCCACGUCUUCGCACUGGCUCAUGUUCUGAAGCGGCCUAUCGUUGUGGUGUCGGAUACGAUUCUCCGAAACGCAAAAGGCGAAGAGCUAUCACCAGUUGCGUUCGGUGGCAUCUACCUGCCCCUCGAGUGCCGCCCAUCUCAAUGCCAUCGAUCUCCGCUCGUCCUGUGCUAUGACUCCGCCCACUUUUCACCACUUGUACUCAUGAGAACGGAAACUAACAAUAAACAAAUAAUUCCAAUAAUCGAUGUGAAUCGGAAUCUGCUGCCAGUGCACUUUGCCGUUGAUCCGGGAGAGAAUUUCGAUUGGACGCGGCUGGAUAAUAAUGAUUUUCAGCAGAGUGACAUGUCGCAAAUCGACAAACUCGCGCUUAUCAGCCAGUAUAUGGAUAUUAUAAGACUCGACAUCCGCCGUGGCUCGAUCCGAAGCACGCGCCGUGUCCGAAGUGCACACGCUCAGCUGACAGAGAAUGGAAACAACAAUGGACACGCCCACAAUCAAAACCACCGUAAUCCAUUGACACUUCCACGCGACACAUCGACGUAUGGAGACGAUCUUCAGAAUCAGCAGAUUCAGAAUUCAUCGUCAGCGAAAGGAAUGACUCUGGCGUCGUCUGGAAUCGCCCAAGGACGUCAUGAGAAAUGGAGACUGAUCAAUGAGAUUCGAACACAUGUGCUUCGUACGUUCCGCAUCUCGACGACAAGUAGAUCAAAAGAGAAAUCAAUCGAUACGGACGACUGUAUUGCGAGGAUGAAUUCCACGUGUGUGCUGGCUUCAGAAUUGCUGCCGACACAUCAUCAGUACAUGGAUAAGAUAAUCAAUGAGUACAUGAAGAGUGCCAAACAGCGGUUUCAACAGAAUCAACGGACCGCACAGGCGGAUUCCAGGAAGAGGAUUAGUCGGAGUUUCAGUGCGAGCUCGUUGAUGCUCACGUGUAUUGGAUGUGAUUCGGAAUUCAAACCAGCAUCACAAGUGACGAAUAUCAUGUGUGACCAAUGUUUCGCCUGGCAAAAAAUGUCCGUUCUGAAAUCCACGUGUGAUCAAUUCAUGUCGGGACCACCGUGCAAAAGUUCGACCCUCCCAUCGUUCGGAUCUGAAGGCCCGACGCCACCGUCGACGUCUUCUGAAAAGGAGAAUAUUGUGGAGGUGCUGAGUGUGGUGUCGAAGGACGGGACGAAGGCGAAGACGAGCAUGCGCGCCGUGGAAGACGAGAACGGCAUCGUACACUACUAUAUGGAUGAUGACGUGGCACCGGAGACGACGGACGAUUGCUCAGCAGAACUAAUCGAUAAAAUAGACCAAAAUUUGGCCAGAAUUUAA
Messenger RNA from Caenorhabditis briggsae, 2016 nucleotides. Gene Ontology annotation, biological process: protein K48-linked deubiquitination; protein deubiquitination involved in ubiquitin-dependent protein catabolic process; protein K63-linked deubiquitination. NCBI's taxonomy places the organism in Eukaryota, Metazoa, Nematoda, Chromadorea, Rhabditida, Rhabditidae. The coding region runs from base 1 to 2016 and encodes 671 amino acids. The record is from RefSeq and is a predicted model, not a curated record. Gene Ontology annotation, molecular function: K63-linked polyubiquitin modification-dependent protein binding; cysteine-type deubiquitinase activity. The transcript has 11 exons. Gene Ontology annotation, cellular component: cytoplasm; nucleus.